Molecule: messenger RNA, 1140 nt
Organism: Aspergillus uvarum CBS 121591
Lineage: Eukaryota; Fungi; Ascomycota; Eurotiomycetes; Eurotiales; Aspergillaceae
Product: short chain dehydrogenase/reductase family protein
Exons: 4
Coding region: 27-1022 (331 amino acids)
Source: RefSeq, a predicted model, not a curated record
CACAUACACAUCCAUACAUAAUUAUAAUGCAGUCAGUUCUCCAGCCCAUCAUCGGCCCCAGAAAAGAGAUCCACGACCUCACCGGUCGCGUGGCGCUCGUCACCGGCGGUGCCUUGGGCAUCGGCUACGAGGUCGCCCGCGCCUUCGUCCUCAACGGCGCCCGCGUCAUCAUGGUCAACCGCAAAGAGGAACAGGGGCAGUCGGCCAUUGAAUCCAUCAAGAAGGAGGCCGGCGAGGGAGCCCAGAUCGAAUGGGUGUCCUGCGACAUGGGCAACCUGAAGGAGGUGCGGGAGGUAUUCGAGGGGAUUCGCCAGCGAGAAGAGCGCUUAGAUCUGCUCAUCCUCUCCGCUGGCAUCAACGCCAACCAAUACGGCGAGACGGCCGACGGCAUCGACCGCCACUUCCAGGUCAACUGGCUCGGCCAGUUCUACGUGGUCAACCAGCUCUACCCGCUCCUCCGCAAGACGUCGAAACUCCCCGACACCCCGGCGCCGCGCAUCGUCUUCGAGUCCUCCGAGCAGCACCGCAACGCCCCGCCCAACGUGCACUUCGCCUCGCUCGCGGAGCUGAACAACCCGGAGGUCGGCAACACGCAGCUCUACGGCCGAACCAAGCUGGCGAUCAUCCUCGGGGUGAAGUACGGGCUGCGGGACCGAGUCAUCAAGCCCAAUGGGGAUAACAUCUAUGCGCUGUCGGUGCAUCCUGGUGCUGUGAACACGGCGAUGCAGCAACAGUGGAAAGACGCGUACCCCGGGAUCGUCGGGAACCUGCUGACCAAGGUGAUGCUGGCGGCGGGCCGCAACGUCGAGCAGGGCUCGUUCAGCGCGCUGUGGGCGGCGACCAGCCCCGAGGUCGAGGACAAGGGCUGGAACGGGUACUAUUUCAGCGAUGUCGCGCAGCCCGGCAAGGAGACCGGCCAGGCGUCGGAUCCGGUGCUGGGGGCUGCGCUGUGGGAUCUCAGCCAUCGGCUGAUCCGGGAGAAGGCGGGGGAGGAUGCGGUCGUGGAUUGGGGGAGUGCUUAGGUGCUUAGCGUGCUCAGCUGGAUUGGGGGUGAUUGUGUAGUGGUUAAUGUAGUUUUAUUUAUAGCGUUGACGGUUAUCUUGAUUAAUUCCGGGUCUUCAAUUGAGUGUUAUCAGGAAG